AUGGUUUUCGCGAGACACAUUUCUCUCGACUUCGCCCACCCAGACGACUUGGCUAUUAGCAGACACCGCUUUGCUCAGUACGUCCUUGCGUCCAAGGGGUUUUAUAACGGUCCUUCGUUGGAAGAACUUAAAGCCACUUGUAAAGCACCGCCGGCUGCAGAGCACCGCCAGGAAGUCCUUGACAGGUACAAUUGUAUCGACGACUCAAUAACGGGAGUGGAUCCGGAAGACCAGACCCAGGUUGAUUAUCUUGCUGCUCUCAAUUCUGCCGAUGCUCUAAAGGAGCUGUACAACGACACGCGGCCUAUGAAGCGCUUCCAGCACGAUAUGGACGACGCCCUGUCUCAGAUCCGCUACAACUACCUCAAAUCCCGCUCCUCACUCAGCGCCCUGCGUAUCGCACGGUUCCUCAUGCCUUCGGUUUCUGAGCAGGAGAAGAUGAUGGAGACUUAUGGAUGGGCAUGGAAAGCAGUGCAGUCACCGAUCUCGAAGUUCAAGACGAACGAAGGAUUCAAUAAUGAGAUAUUGGAGUCAGUCAAAGAUGCAUAA
Suillus clintonianus is the source of this 549-nucleotide messenger RNA. RefSeq lists its product as uncharacterized. The transcript is spliced from 6 exons. The record is from RefSeq and is a predicted model, not a curated record. Lineage: Eukaryota; Fungi; Basidiomycota; Agaricomycetes; Boletales; Suillaceae. Bases 1 to 549 code for a protein of 182 amino acids.